AUGCUGGGUCUUCCAAUACGUUACCUCCGACCUACCACGAUCGUCGGCGGUCUUGCAGUCAGCGGCGCAAGUUAUGCGUGCAUACGGACCAUUCAUGCCGAGGCUGAAUGGCCUCCCAAAGUCUUUGGUCGUGGCCCAGCAAUGGUAUCGUUAUCACUGGAAAGCAGCACGCAAGUGAACCACAACACCAAGCGCCUACGCUUCAAACUCCCGCACGACACAGACACCAGCGGCCUGUCGUUGACAUCAGCGCUCCUCGUCCUCUCGUGGCCCAAAGGCCGCUGGCUUCCCGUGGCGCGUCCCUACACUCCCAUAUCCGCGUCCACUUUCCCUGGUGCGCUUGAUCUUCUUGUCAAGCGAUAUCCCCAUGGCAAACAGAGCACACACCUCCAUUCUUUGCAGCCGGGAGAUUCUGUCCUUUUCGCCGCGGCAAUCCCCGGCUACAAUUGGAAGCCCAACAACGCGGCGCAUGUCACGCUGAUCGCUGGCGGCUCAGGUAUCACCCCUAUAUAUCAGCUCGCACAAGGAAUUCUGGACAAUCGGGAAGAUAAGACGAGUGUAACGUUGGUAUACGCCGCGAACACGGACGACGACAUUCUCCUAAAGAAAGAGCUGGACGCGUUCUAUAGUAAGUUUCCAAGCAGGUUUAAGGCGGUGUAUGUGGUCAGUCAGCCUGCUGAGGGAUCGAUGGCACGGAAGGGACGCGUUACGAAACAGCUCUUAGAGGACGCCACGCAAGGCGUGUCGAACAGCGAGAGUAUGGUGUUUGUCUGCGGGCCGCCGGCUAUGGAGAAGGCACUCCUUGGCGAUCGGAAUACUGAGGGAAUCUUGAUGGAGCUAGGGUACGAGAAAAACCAGGUCCAUUCGUUCUAG
Molecule: messenger RNA, 873 nt
Organism: Boeremia exigua
Lineage: Eukaryota; Fungi; Ascomycota; Dothideomycetes; Pleosporales; Didymellaceae
Product: oxidoreductase NAD-binding domain-containing protein
Exons: 1
Coding region: 1-873 (290 amino acids)
Biological process (GO): ergosterol biosynthetic process
Molecular function (GO): cytochrome-b5 reductase activity, acting on NAD(P)H
Source: RefSeq, a predicted model, not a curated record